CUCUCACUCAAGACAACACUUAACCGUAGGCGGCUUCGGCAUAGGCUACACACAUAGGGUCCUGCAUAGAGUGUAGAGGUGUAGCAAUAACAUGACAAUGUAUUGUGCGAGGAAACACGAGCUGGUAUCGUUGUUGACAUGAGGGCAUGCCUGACUUGUCCCUAGAUGAGAUCUGUGCGACAAGGACCAACCGCGCACGGAACACUUCGUCAUUGAUCAAUGCUAAUUGUUAAUUCUCUGAAUGCGAAUACAAUCAUUUCCCCCAUCAUUAUUAAUGACAAGAUGUCAAACAAAACAUUUGGAUGACUCGAACUGCGCCUCGAUAGGAUUUCAAAUAACAGGGAUUUGGGCAGGUAUGCGCAAUUUUGAUGUUCUCAUUGGAAUGCGCUCAUUUUGGGUAUAAACAAAAACAUGUGAUGCUGAAGCGCAUCUGCACUACCGGCGAGAAUAAUUCGACUAUUUGACUGUGUGCACUUUUGUUGUCAUUGGAUUCGUGAUAACUCAUCCAGCGGGAUUCUGAGCCUGUGAAACCACUUACAGUUCGUCUUCGAUUUGAGAUGCUGGCGAUUACCUGCACUUUAAUUUUAGCGCUCAUGCAAAGCGGGACAGCCUCGAGGUGUGUAGACCAUGCCUGCAGUCCUCCCAUGGGCAACCUGGCCAGUGGCAGGACCCUCACAUCCAUCUCAGGCUGCUGUGGGAAUGGGUCCCAACACUCCCCAUGCCCAACUCUCCUCCACCCCUGUCCAGUUGACCCUCACCCACCUGCCCACAUGGUGGAUGAUCCCUUCCAGCACCCAGCCACCUGGUGGGCCUCGGGCAUGGGCACUGACCAGGAGGAGGAGGUCCGUCUGGACCUGGAGACUCGUUUCUGUCUGACCCACGUGGUGCUGCUGUUCCACUCACCCAGGCCCGCUGCCAUGGCCAUGGAGCGCUCGCAGGACUUUGGUCGGACGUGGGAGACACUCAAGCUGUUUGCGCAGAACUGCAGUCUUGCGUUUGGUCUUCCUGAUGACACCGGUCAGCCUGGCUCGCUUUGUACGUCCCGGUACUCCAGUGCCAAGCCGUGCAGCAGGGGAGAGGUAAUAUUCCGGAUUCUGGGCCCUGGUGGAUUAGUUGACCCCUACAGUCCAGAGAGCCUUUCCCAGCUGACCCUCACCAACCUCCGCCUCAGACUUCUCAAGGCCCAGACCUGCCCAUUAUCUGCCGCACCUUCCACCUCUUCUUCCUCCAUUGGACUCUCCUACCCUCCUACGGACCUGAAUCUCCCCCUCCUCCCUUCCCCCCAGCCCAGCUCAGAGCCCCCUGCCUCAGCUCCCUUUUCCAUUUACACUUUCCUGGCUCGAGGUACCUGUCUCUGUCAUGGCCAUUCAGAACACUGUUUACACAGUGGAGGACAGGACAAACUGAAGGACAUGGUGCCUGGCAGGUGUGUGUGCACUCACCACACAGCAGGAGAACACUGUGAGAGGUGUGCCCCUCUAUACAAUGACCGUCCCUGGAGGGCAGCCAACGGCAGCAGUGGGGAGCCACACCCGUGUCACAAGUGUGAGUGUUACGGCCACGCGACAAGCUGUCACUUCUCCCAGAGGGCGUGGCUGUCCUCAGGGGCCACCAGUGGGGGUGUCUGUGACGAAUGCCGACACAACACAGCAGGGCGCAGGUGCCAGCGCUGUCGCCACGGUUACCACCGCCACCCAGCCAUGCCCCUUGGCUCCUCCCACAUCUGCACACGUUGUUGGUGUGACCCACUGGGCUCAUUACCAGCCAGCUCUGGGGAGGAGUGCCCAUGGUGCCACCCCAGGAGUGGACAGUGCCACUGCAGACCUGGUGUGGGGGGAACAAGCUGUAGCCACUGUCUCCCUGGGUACUGGGGCUUUGGGGAAGAGGGGUGCAAACCCUGUGCUUGUCCCCAAAACUGUGACCCCGACACUGGGCUUUGCCUUGACAGCUAUGCAAAUAACCAGGUUUUCAAUGUCCCUAUGGGGGGCAAGAUUCCUGACAUGGACCAUGCCUUGACCAGUGAGGGUGAGGCAGUGUGGUCAAAGGAACUGGCAGUCUCUGCCAUGCACUACACAGGGAAAUGCAGCUGUAAGGAGAGAAAGUUGAGGAGUGUCUCGGAUCUCUGUAAGACCAAACAUGCCUAUGUGAUCAAAGCCAGUGUGUUGUCUGCUCAUGACAAGGGGAGCCACGCAGAGGUACAGGUCAAAGUUCGCAAGGUCCUGCGGUCAGGACAGGUGCCCCUCUCCCAUGGCACACACAGUCUCUACCCCAUAUCCUGGACUAUCCGGGGGUGCACCUGCCCCAUCCUUAAUCCAGGGGUGGAGUACAUGCUGGCGGGUCCAGAGGAGGCAGGGACGGGACGCCUGCUGGUCACCAUGCAGAGUGUGGUGGUUCCCUGGACCUCCCAACUGGGGGCCCACAUAUCAGAGGGCCUAAGGCAGGGCUGCCCCUGAACACCCUCUCCAAACCCAUAACAGAGCACCCUGAAUGGAAAUCACUGGUUCACUAGAUCAUUCAGGAAAGGGACAAACUCAGUGGAUAAGGCUUGACCAAGUUGUCUUGACCAAUAAUUGCUAUGGAAAAUCGUGCCCAUAUAAGACUACAACCCUGCCAUAUGAUGCAAAGAGGAUGGACUGGAUACUGGAAUCUUUAGAGCCUUUCUUAUGAAGAUGAUUUAACUUGAGCUCGUCCUACAUAGACAGACAGACAAACACCCCCCUGGAAUCUACUAGACACAACAAACCCUAGUAUACCAGCUUUUCAGACUGUGUAUAGCCAAAGCCAUGCCUUUUUAUGCCUACCAGGUUCUCAGUACAGUACAAUGCUGCUUUUGACUGCUUUUAGUAUACUGUAUUUUUUUUCAGUGUCCAGUUCCAAUCAUUUAUUUUUCAUGUGUAGUGUGCUAAUGAAAAGUUCAACAAACACACACGCACUUAUUUACAUUUUGAGGCACAUAAAGGCAUCCAUAGGAGAGUGCACUGCUUCCAGUCUGCAGCCUUCUUGAUGAGGGCUCCCCAGGUCAAGCCACUCCAUCUUAUUUUCUAUUGUUCUUCUCCAUGUCUCUUUUGGGCGUCCUGUCUUUCUCUUCAGCGUAGUGCAAUCGCAGGGUUCGCGUUCUGGUGGCAGUCUACACACGUCCCAGCCACCGCCAUCUUUUCUGCAACAAAUAGGGCCUACAGAGUACAUAAAAAGAUCAACCUGAGAAAUGUAAGUGUAAGGAACAUGCAGUUAAUAUCUUAAUCUUUAAAGAUACAAGGUUCAAUGUAUGUGGUGCAGUUUCACCGAAGAAUGAACAAGAUCCCAGAGGACGAAUCACUUUCAAAGCAUCAUGGUCCAGUCGUAUGUUUCAUAGUUUCAUUUGUGUUUGAACAGUAUUUAAACAUAUGGGUAGAAAUGUUUGAAAGAGGUAAUAAGACAUUGUUCAGUGAUAACUUUAAUCAGGACAGGUAAAAGAAUGUACCAGUGCAUUAAAGGCUUGAAAUGACAUGUUUCAAAAGCAGGUGAAGGAAGCACCUUCUAUGUACUCAGUCUUUCUUCAUAAGAACAUGAGUUGUUGAUAAUAGCGGCCAGCACCAAACAUAUUUGACCUUCCAGGACCUGUGGCACCUAACCAGAAGAGUCAUAUCUCAAAGGCUCAAAUCCUGAGAUUUAAACACACUGUAUCUCACAUUUUCACAUGAAUCCUGCAUUGAUGUCAUUGCAUUACAAACACGCUAUGGCUGUCUGACUAAAACAGAAUCUGUGUUAAAAGGUCUUUUUUUGACACCUUGUUUCAAUGUUUCAAGUUCCUUGCAGACAGGCCACAAGUGGCCAAUGUGAUUUAUAGGAUAUUUAUUUGUAUCAAAAUAUGUUUUACCUGCAGGCUGCAAUGUUUUUAUUUGUUGGCUUUAUGUAUGCUAUUUUUUAGUCUACAUAGUUGGCAAUGGCAAUAUAAGUUAAUUGGCAAUAUAAGUUACUUUUAGAAUUUUGAUGAACCAUAUAAUGAUUUUGAGAUACUAAGACUUUAUUAUAAAUGAAACUAAACUUUUACACGACAAUGAGACUUUUGAAAAUAAUAACUGGCAGGCAGAUUGGUAGAAAUGGUAAGAUAAAUUGACACUCCAAAUUGAAAAGGUUGCCGACCUGUGGUGUAGCCUAUUACCGGCAACUUCAAGGUCAUCAGCAAGGGGAGGAGGGUUGGGAACAGGUUUUUUAAGACAAUCAGAAAUACUAUCAGUUCCUCAUAUGGGCACAUUUAUAGGUCUACAUUUGUGCGCAAACCAGGUAGCCUUGGCCUACUUCUAUGCAUAAUCUGGCGCGCAUCAUUAAUGAACAUUGACAGGAGCGCUACAAACAAAAGACAAUCCAAACAUUGAUAACUCCGUAAAUGGAAUGAAAUAAACCAAAAACACGUUCCUCACAAGCGUAGCUUAGGUUGUGCGGUCGCAAAUAACGUAUCCACUCCGACAAUGCCAUAAAGAAAUGUAUUUUUUGCGACUGCUCGACCAACAGCCUAUCGAACAGUUGACUAAAUGGGGUCAGCCCUAAAGCACACAUCUCAAGUUAGGAUUUAGCCCCAAUCUUCCAAAGCCCUCCCUCUGAUUAUUAGUGUCAUUGCCAAUGACCAAUACAUUUCCAACAGCUCCCUCUUUCAAGAGACUAUUAUGCAAACCAUAACCAAAUCCCAGUUGGCACGCAGUGUUUAAUUAUCUCCUUUGAGGAAAUGAUUGCAUAGACAAUGGACUUCCACUUUAUUCAGGUAUAUGGGUUAUGAAGAGUGGUCAUUGGAUGGAAAAAUCUAUUAAGUAAUAGUGAGGUAAAAAUCAAAGAACAGAUUGGUGGAAAAACAUCAUGCCAACAGCAACAUUCAGGACUUUUGACAAAACUUAAAAUGUCACAUGAUCUUUGAGCAGCAAUUUAGUACACAAGAGUAAUCAAGCUUUAAUCCUAUCUCUUACCAUAAUCUGUGAAACACAAACAUGCAGUAGGGUUGGGCAGUAUCCAGAUUUUCAGAUCAUAACAUCCUUUUCUCAUACCGGGAUAUUACGGUAUUACAGGCUUCGUACACAAGGCGGCGCAAAAACACAGCAAAAACAAACAAACAUUGGGCGUCUAACAGAAUGUUAACAAAAUUAGCACAGGUAAUAGCGAAUUUCAAUGGGGGCUGACUAAAUAUGCUAACGGGCGCCAACGAAAAUAAAGGAAUUGCAAAAACAGGCAAUCCAGCUCAUAAAGUUAUACAUAUAUAGUUAGGAGCUACCAAAUGUUAUUUUUGGUGAGUUUGGACAUUUACAAGUGAAUGUGAACGUGAGACACUGUGCAAAUUAACAAAGUUCUGAUGCAUGCUUGUCUGAAGGAAGAACACUACUGGCUCUGAAGCAGCAUGUGUAGACUACACAUUGUGCCCGUGUGGAGUCUGGAGUCGCUAGGGCAACUGGCCUGCCUGCUCUGAGAAGAUGGCAGGCAGAAAGCUAACACGAUAUGAUGCCUCCACUUUA
This is a messenger RNA of Oncorhynchus kisutch (coho salmon), 5477 nucleotides long. Its product is annotated as netrin-4-like. The transcript is spliced from 10 exons. Gene Ontology annotation, cellular component: laminin trimer. NCBI's taxonomy places the organism in Eukaryota, Metazoa, Chordata, Actinopteri, Salmoniformes, Salmonidae. The record is from RefSeq and is a predicted model, not a curated record. Gene Ontology annotation, biological process: animal organ morphogenesis; axon guidance; cell migration. Bases 558 to 2453 code for a protein of 631 amino acids. Gene Ontology annotation, molecular function: protein binding.